AUGCGUGAAUCUACCAACGAAAGUGUCUCAAACGCCCGCGGAAGCGCCCGCCUCGAAGAAGUCGCGCAACGGCGGAAGGCCGUGGCGGCGCGAACGACGGAAACCCAGCUCGACGAGCGACCACCGCUCCACCCCGUGCGGUCCUCCGCGAGCCCCUACAACGCCGACAUGCCAUUCAUGGAGGCUCCGGCCAAUACAACGCGCACGGAAGACGGCGAACGCGGCACGUUGACGAAUCACGUCCUGAGAGGCCAUGCAGUCACCGGAGGUCGACAGCUGGCUCCAGGCCUGCGAAAAGGACUCGAAUAUGGUGAGAGCUACGCACCUGUCAUGAAAGAAGACUCGCUGCACCUGGUCACCACCUGGGGCGGCCUCAAAUGUUGUCAACGCGACGCCACAAACGCGUAUAUAUACACGCGCGCCGACCGCGAGAUCUGCAUUGUCCCGCCGGACGGCUUCGAAGGCGACCAUGGCGAAUCAUGA
This is a messenger RNA of Aphanomyces astaci, 483 nucleotides long. RefSeq lists its product as hypothetical. NCBI's taxonomy places the organism in Eukaryota, Oomycota, Saprolegniomycetes, Saprolegniales, Verrucalvaceae. The coding region runs from base 1 to 483 and encodes 160 amino acids. The transcript has 3 exons. The record is from RefSeq and is a predicted model, not a curated record.